Penicillium canescens is the source of this 450-nucleotide messenger RNA. Its product is annotated as RlpA-like double-psi beta-barrel domain-containing protein. The record is from RefSeq and is a predicted model, not a curated record. The transcript is spliced from 2 exons. NCBI's taxonomy places the organism in Eukaryota, Fungi, Ascomycota, Eurotiomycetes, Eurotiales, Aspergillaceae. Bases 1 to 450 code for a protein of 149 amino acids.
AUGCCUUUUAAGCUCAACACCAUGUUGAUGACCAUGACGGCUUUCCUCCUCAUCGGAGGAACCACCGCGGCUCCCACCGCUCUGGACGAGAGCAAACCCAACACCGACGGCAAGCUCAUUAGCGAAAUUAGCGGCGGUCCCUAUUCUGGCGACCUCACCUGGUUCGAUACCGGCCUCGGAGCUUGUGGCCAGUGGAACGUCGACACGGACUACAUCGCCGCCGUCUCCCAUAUUGUGUUUGACCGUGAGGCGCGUGGCACGAACCCUAAUAACAACGCGCUCUGUGGCCAGAAAAUCCAUAUCCAACGUGGAUGCCGUACCGUCGAGGCAACUGUCGUUGAUCGCUGCGAGGGGUGCAAGGAGAACGAUAUCGAUGUUACUCCUUCUCUAUUUCAGCAGUUUGGUAACCUUGACCGAGGCCGUAUGGAUGUUGUUUGGUGGUGGAACUAG